UGGUUCAGGGGGUUCCUCAGUCAACAAGAAGAGAUAUUUGUAAAUUCUGAACUUUUUUUUGACUCAGUGAGCAACAAAGGCAUUUUUUUUCCUCUCUGAAAGACGCCCAACUGAAAGCAGCAGCGAUGGCGCCCUCUCUCAUCCAGGCCUACCGGAGGCGCUGGUGGAUGGCGGUGACAGCGGUGCUUGAAAAUCUGCUGUGCUCGGCGGUGCUGCUGGGGUGGGGCUCCCUGCUCAUCAUGCUGAAAAGGGAAGGCUUCUACUCCCACCUGUGCACAGAUAAUGAGUCCGUGGUUGUGGCUUUGGGCAACUCCUCCAGCGAGGAGGUGGAGGAGUGGCUCAGCUGCGUGGAUCAGGAGGAGAUGCUGAAUCUGGGCUUCACCAUCGGGUCCUUCUUGCUCAGCGCCACCACCCUGCCACUCGGGAUCCUGAUGGACAGGUUUGGGCCACGCCCAAUUCGACUGGUGGGCAGUUCGUGUUUCGGGCUGUCCUGUGUUAUUAUGGCCACGUCUGCCUACGACCCUCAUUCUCUGUCAGCACUUAUUUUCCUGGCUCUCUCCCUGAAUGGCUUUGGAGGCAUCUGCCUGACCUUCACUUCACUCACGCUCCCCAACAUGUUUGGUGCUCUCAGCUCCACCAUCAUGUCUCUGAUGAUUGGCUCCUACGCCUCCUCUGCUGUCACCUUCCCUGGAGUCAAGCUGAUCUACGAUGCAGGUGUGUCUUUCCAGGUGAUCAUGUGCAUGUGGGCAGGUCUUGCUGGGUUUGUCUUUCUCAACUGCUUCUUGAACUGGCCCACUGAAGGCUUCCCAACACCUGACGAGGUCGACUACAGUCAGAUCAACACACUGCAAGAGCUGCCUUCAUCUGACCAGAAGACUGCUGGAGAGCGACUGAGCCAGAAAAAUGGAGACGUCCGACACUCGACAGAGAAACUACCAAAUGGAUCUGACGCUGCGCCCAAGGCUCCUACCUUCCGACAGUCCGUAUUCUCUCCCAUCUUCCUGUGGAGUCUGGUCACGAUGGGGAUGUCCCAGUUGAGGAUCAUCUUCUUCAUGGGGGCGAUGAACAAGAUGCUGGAGUUUAUGGUCACCCAUGGUGAAGAGCAUCCAUCCGAGCAGCUGAUGAUUGAGACAGAAGAGAAAGUGAGUUUCUACUCGUCCAUCUUCGGCACGCUGCAGCUGCUGUGCCUGGCCACGUGUCCUCUGAUUGGAUACAUCAUGGACUGGAAGAUGAAGGAGUGUGAAGAAGAGAAGACAGUCCCCCCGGGCACCGAGCACAGGCAGACCAUUGUGCCCAGAAGAGACCGUAAGAUCCAGAAACUGACCAACGCCAUGAGAGCCUUCAUUCUCACCAACAUGCUGCUGCUCGCUUUUGGCUGCUGCUGCCUCAUAGACAGCCUUCCUCUCCAGAUCUUGACCUUCAUCCUCCACACUAUGGUCCGAGGCUUCAUCCACUCCUGCUGCGGAGGCCUUUAUGCUGCUGUAUACCCGUCCAACCACUUUGGCACUCUGACGGGCCUCCAGUCCAUGAUCAGCGCUGUGAUCGCUCUGCUGCAGCAGCCGCUCUUCAUCUCCAUGGUUGGAACGCUGAAAGGAGACCCCUACUGGAUCAACCUCGGCCUGAUCAUCUUCUCAUUGGCUGGUUUCCUGUUGCCGGGUUACCUGUACUACCACCGCAGGCAGCUGCUGAGGGAAAAGGAGGCCAGAGAAGAGCGGGCGGCCGGACAGGAGCUGCAGGCGCUCAACGACGGCGAGGCCAACGGCUACAAACCCCAAAGCAACGGCCUCGCUGCUGUGGAGGCGUAGAGCGGCACCCAGUGGAGAGUCGGAAAUGUAGUAUUUGUACUUGUCUGCAAAGUCACCACCAGCAAUCUCAGCAUCCAUAUGUGUUUUUGUUUUGAUAUUUCCAGUGGUUAUUUUGGUCUUUGCUGGUGCACAUUUUGCUCAACACUAUCCAUACCAUCGAGGAAAUAGGAUUCCUCAUGUUUUGUUUUGAACUUUAAGUUCCUUGUGAUUUCGGGAGAAGAUAUGUCAUCAUUUGUUUAUUUAUUUUGGUUUAGUGUCAAAGAGCCAAAUUGGUGUGAUUUAAAGCCGUAGAUUUCACUCACAAACACACACCCUGGUACUGCUUGUGUGUCAGACUGCGGAUAUCACAGUACUUGAAAUACUGUUAAAUUGCUUUCAAAGAUUUAAAAGAAAUAGAAAGUGGCUAAGACCAAAGAACAACUUAAAUAUACGGUUGCAGUUUGUACCUCCAUAUUGCUUCAGAAAUAUUCUUAAUGGAAAAAAGAAUUGGGUAUAAUUUGCCGUUUCCCCUGUAAUUCAUCUGGCAAAAAUUUAAAAAUAUAGAAAACAAAGCAUCAGACAAUCAAAGAAAUGAAGCAUCUGAAUACCAGACUUCCUACAAAGAAGCAUUUGGUGUAUUUUCAGAGUCCAGUUUUUCACACACACAUGUACACAGAUAGGCUGGUUGUAGAGACACCAUAUCUACCUCUGUUUCCUUUUUCUGUACAGUCUCUGCAGCCGACUCUUAUGCAAGUAAAAAGUAUUUUUUUUCACUCCUAAUUCUUUAAUUGUCAAGUCCACAAGAUGUCAAAUUGAAAUCACCUCAUAAUUUCUCCUUGUGCAUUAAUGCUCUUUAGAGUUAUUGGUGAGUCAGCAAUUUUUUUAUAUGUAGGAAAAACGUUUUUUUAUGGAAAAUUCACAAGGAAAAAUAAGACUGACUUUUAAACACACAGUGUGUGUCAAUGUCAUUAAUCACUUUGUACGGCUUUAUGCACAUCAAUGAACUAGUUUGUGUAUAAAAUGUGCAUUUAAGUGUAUUUUUAUAUUCUAGCUCCAGUAGCAUUCAAAAGGGAAGCGUUUGUUUCAAUAUCCGUGGCUAUUGUGUAGUGUGCUAAUCUAAAUGAAGCUCAGAUGAUUUUCUGUGUAUUCUGCUUUUGCCUUUUUUUUGUCAUGUAUGAAUUUAAGCAAGCAUGCCUCCAUCAAGAUAGAUUUUUUUUGUAAAUAGAACUGAGGUAAGUUAUUUUAUUACAUAUUCUGCUUGCUUGCUUGACUUAAUACACUGUGUGUGUACAGUAGCCUAAUUGAUGAGCGAAGAGACACUGGCUGUGCUCAAAGUCACACAAAAAAGUCCAUUUCAGUAUCAAGAUUGCUUAGAUUGUUCCUUGGUUGUCCGUUUUGUUUUCUAGCUAUCUUUUGUCCUCUAAAUGUAGUCAGCUUCACCAUUAGAGAGAUUGUGUUUUGUUUUAACGCUGUGCCUUUGCUGCCAUCUUGGUCUUAUUGCAAUAUAUAAAUCAUACCUGCAAACUCAUGAGGGGUGAAAAAAGUGACAACGGGGGGGUGGGGGGGGGGGGUGCAGGUGUUUUUUUGUUUUUUUGUCACCACACCACAUCCACGUUGUUUUAAGCCUCAAAGCUUUUAGAACCACAACUACAGUCAUUUUAUUGUUCUGACCACAAAUCUAAAUAAUGAUAAUAAACAGUUUAAGACCAAAAGGUUCUCCGCUCUGACUCAGCCCUAUAAUGAUAGUAAUAACAAAUAUACAUUGUCAUUAUAUAUAAUAUGGUUAAAGUCAUUCAUGAACCAACUUCCUUUUUUUUUCCCUGAACAGUCCUCAUGGACUUCUCCCUGAAUCUGUUCUGUCUCUACCUGUUUGUCACGAUACUCAUAUUAUAACUUCUAUACAUAUUACAUACCUGCCAUAAAUAUCAUGAUACCCGAUACCAGAAUUCAAUACACCAUACAAACAAUAUGGUACCAUAAUUUACGAGACUGGUAUAUUUAUCUAUAAUAGUAAUAAAUAAAACAUCUGUAUGGAUCACUUUUUACCAACUUUUUCAACACUUAACAAAUGACAGUAAUAUUAGUAUUAAUACAGCCAGAUAUGAAUGAAACUACAUGGUUCCAUCAUAGCAUUGAUGAUACACUAUGAGGCCGUUAGUCUCUGACCAGAUGAUCCACAGUUCAUCAGGAUGAGCAGCUGGAGAGUUACAGAACUUUACAGACUGAAACAUUUCACUUCUGGCAUCUUUUUAUUUUUUAAGCCGAAGUCUAAAGCUGCGCCACUUCUCUCGCUGUGAGCUGCGCAGCGCAGUGUGCGCAGACAGCUCGACACGGAGCAGCGCGUGCGCUCUGAUCGCUCUCUUAAUGAAGUAUCGAUACUAAAAAUAUGGUAAAUCACAUCGUGUUUAACGUACGGGUACUUUGUUAGCAUCGCUACACCGUGCAGCGUGACAGGAGUAGAUGUAGCGGCUAACAUUCAAGCUAACCUGAACCCCCAAACGCUGUGGACAUCUGAACGCUGAUUGGCCGAGACGCGACACGUCCCAUCAAAGAUGUUUUAUUGCGAAGAGCAACACUUCACACUUUUCUCCGCGUCUCACUGCAAUCUCAACGGCAGCGGGCCACGUGACCCCCCCCCCCCCCAAAAACAAAAACUCUUUGGAUCUCCACGAUUCACGUGGAUGACCUAUUUUGAGUUCAAAACGGUGAAUUUCACCGAAAGGUGACAAGUUUGCAGGUAUGAUAAAUGUAAGAUCAAUAACUCUGACAAAUAUUUAUCUGUAAAUCAAAGCCAUGAGGAGGAAUUGCAAGUGAGUUGAUCGUACAGCACUAGGCCGAGGUUUCCCAGUUUGGCAUAUGUCAUCGCUUUCCUCUUUUACAGCUUUUUGUAAUGUCUGAAACAGUCCCAGCAACAACUUUCUGACCUCUUUGUAUCUCUGCAAGUUGCCUCAAAAGUUCCUUGUUGUCAGACAUGUGGCUUCCUUCUGUCUUUUGUAAUUGGGAUUCAAAGUUGCUGCCUGAGUUAUUUGGUGUGAAGAAUAAUCAACCCCUCUGAAAACAUCCGUUGCUUCGUCUGUAUUGUGACCAUCUUCUCCCUUUACCCGUGGGGCUGAAGUGUUGGUACAAGUUGCUGAAUGUAUAACUUUACUCAAUAUAUCCAGCUUGUGCAUUUGAUAAAUAAAUGAUUGUAAACAUA
This is a messenger RNA of Pseudoliparis swirei, 4980 nucleotides long. It is a transcript of the gene slc43a1a, whose product is annotated as solute carrier family 43 member 1a. Gene Ontology annotation, biological process: transmembrane transport; neutral amino acid transport. The transcript has 15 exons. Gene Ontology annotation, molecular function: L-amino acid transmembrane transporter activity; neutral L-amino acid transmembrane transporter activity. The record is from RefSeq and is a predicted model, not a curated record. NCBI's taxonomy places the organism in Eukaryota, Metazoa, Chordata, Actinopteri, Perciformes, Liparidae. The coding region runs from base 126 to 1805 and encodes 559 amino acids.